Vicia villosa (hairy vetch) is the source of this 2993-nucleotide messenger RNA. RefSeq lists its product as uncharacterized. Lineage: Eukaryota; Viridiplantae; Streptophyta; Magnoliopsida; Fabales; Fabaceae. The transcript is spliced from 6 exons. The record is from RefSeq and is a predicted model, not a curated record. The coding region runs from base 81 to 2993 and encodes 970 amino acids.
CUAUGUGUAGUUAGUCGAAGAACAUCAACAAUUCGAAGACCAUCACCGAUUCAAAAACAUCGCAGCAUCUUUCUCUGAAAAUGAAUCGAAGUUGGAUGUAUGAUAGAGUAAACUCCAAUAGGUAUGGUUUGAAAGAUGAUUUUGUUAGUGGAGUUGAAGAUUUUGUCAAUAAGGCCAUGAAUCGACCAGAAUUUUUAAAUGAUGGAGGGAUAAGAUGUCCUUGUGUAAAAUGCGUCUGCAUUCCCUUUAAGGCGCCUAGUGAGGUUAGACAUCAUUUGUACAAAGAUGGUUUUUUGCCCAACUAUUACACAUGGACUGAUCAUGGAGAAGAUAAUCAGAAUAUAGGCUUUGAUGUUCAUUCCAAUAGUGGCGGAAAUGCUGGUGGGGAUAAUCUGGAUGAUGAAGAACAAUUUGAUGCAAUGAAUGAAAUGGUCUAUGAUGCUAGUAGGCAAUUUGUUAAUGCCCCAAAUGUGAAUGCUAAUAUGGAAAAUGAAACGGUUGGUGAGGGCGAGGUACCAAAUGGAGAAGCUCAACGAUUUUAUGAUGUAUUGACCUCUGCAAACCAACCCCUUUAUGAGGGAGCUUCUGAAUCCAGACUAUCUAUUUCAGUUAAGUUGUUGGCUGCCAUGUCUAAUUGGCAUGUUCCUCAAAAGGCCUUGGAUUUUUUCACUCAAAUGCUUAUCGAUGUUUGUCCAACAAAUCAACGCUUACCUGAAAACCAUUACCAAGUGAAGAAGUUGGUGUCUAAGUUAGGAUUGGAGGUUGAGAAAAUUGAUUGUUGUGUGAAUGGAUGCUUAUUAUUUUAUAAAGAAGAUAGCACUUUAACUCAAUGUAGAGUUUGUGGGGCUGCUAGGUAUGUUCCUCGAAAGAGUGGAAUGGGAGACUACAAAGAUGUGGCUGUGAAGAGAAUGUUAUACUUUCCAAUCAUUCCUAGGUUACAACGACUUUAUGCUUCAAAGGAAUCUGCAUCUCAAAUGAGAUGGCAUCGCGAAAACACGAGCAAUCCAAAUGUUAUGCGUCACCCAUCUGAUGGAAAAGCAUGGAAACACUUUGAUGAAGUUUAUCCUGAUUAUGCUAGUGACCCAAGAAAUGUAAGAUUAGGUUUAUGUACUGAUGGGUUUACACCUUACAUUCAAGCCUCUAGUUCUCCGUAUUCAUGUUGGCCGAUAAUAGUCACACCGUAUAAUCUCCCUCCUGAAAUGUGCAUGACCAAACCAUACAUGUUUUUGACUUGUCUUGUACCUGGACCGUACAACCCAAAAGCUAAAAUAGAUGUUUACUUGCAACCUUUGAUUGAUGAUUUGUUGCGCUUGUGGAAAGAUGGCAUUGUGACAUAUGAUAUCUCUAUGAAGCAAAAUUUUGUAAUGAGAGCGCAUUUAAUGUGGACAAUCAAUGGUUUUCCAGCAUAUGGUAUGUUGUCUGGAUGGGGGACACAAGGUAGAUUAGCAUGCCCUUAUUGCAUGGAUAGUACAGAGGCUUUCACCUUAGACUAUGGGGGAAAACAAUCUUGGUUUGAUUGUCAUCGUCGGUUUUUACCAAUGGAUCAUCCAUUUAGAAAAAGUAAAAAGAGAUUUGCAAAAAACAAGAUUAAGAAAAAAAGACCACCUUACAUGUUUACCGGCCAUGAUCUCUGGGAAGUUGUCCGUGAUUUUCCAAAAGUGACAGACAGUGAUUGGGCUACCAAAUUUCCAGGGUAUGGUAAACAACAUAAUUGGAUCAAAAGAAGUAUAUUUUGGGAUCUUCCAUAUUGGAAGGACAACUUGUUAAGGCACAACCUUGAUGUGAUGCACAUCGAGAAGAAUGUAUUUGAUAAUGUGUUUAACACCGUCAUGAAUGAUCCUGCAAAAACAAAGGACAAUGAAAAGGCAAGAUUGGAUUUACCUCUUAAUUGUUUACGUGGGGAUUUAGAGUUGCGUCCUCUACCUAAUGGAAAGAUGUCUAAGCCAAAGGCAAAAUUUUCGUUGACAUUCGAAGAGGCAAAGCUAGUCUGUAGAUGGAUUAAGGAACUAAAAAUGCCUGAUGGCUAUGCUUCGAAUCUUUCUAGGAUGAAGGGGAUGAAAUCCCAUGACUGUCAUGUAUUCAUGGAGUGUUUGCUUCCAAUUGCUUUUCGUUCCUUGCCUAGUGAGAUAUGGAAGCCGCUAACUGAGUUAAGUCGAUUUUUUAAAGACUUGUGUUGUAAUACAUUGAAGUUGGAAGACCUUGUUAGGUUGGAGCAGAACAUUCCCAUCAUCAUAUGCAAGCUAGAAAGAAUUUUUCCACCAGGUUUCUUUGACUCGAUGGAACAUCUCCCAAUUCACCUGCCUAAUGAAGCAAUCCUUGGUGGUCCUGUACAAUAUCGUUGGAUGUAUCCAUUUGAAAGAUUGAUGGGAGACUACAAGCGUUCAGUGAAAAAUAAAGCCAGGGUUGAAGGUUCAAUAUGCACUGCCUACCUGCAUCGUGAAACUACUUAUUUUUGCUCUCACUAUUUCAAGACCGUUAGUUUGUUGCCAAGUACAAGUUCUAGAAACGAUCCUGGAUCAUAUCAUGAGAAUGUCCAACAAACACUUUCUGUUUUUAACAAAUGUGGUCGUCCUAGUGGAAAGCCUCGAGACUAUUGGGUGCUUGAUAAAGAAUGGGAAUCUGCUCACAUGCACGUCCUAAUCAAUUGUGAUGAGGUUAAACCGUACCUCGAAUUGUUCAUGCAAUAUCAUCGUAUCAAUGAGGACGAUGCUUCUGGUCUUAUACACGAGCAAUUUCCUUCAUGGCUAAAGGAAUAUGUGAAUGAUGAGAGAAAUGGAACACCUAGUCCAUACGUGAAGGCAUUAGCAUUCAGUCCUAAUCCUAAGGCAACAUCAUGGCACAUCUACUUUGUUAAUGGGUACAAGUUUCACACUGAAGAAUGGAGUCAUGGUAAAAAGACUACUAAUUGUGGGGUACAUGUUAAAGGAAUUACAAAUGGAGGAGAAGAUGAUUUUUAUGGUAUCAUCCAACGUAUCCUUCAAUUGGAAUACUAA